Molecule: messenger RNA, 4676 nt
Organism: Dipodomys spectabilis (banner-tailed kangaroo rat)
Lineage: Eukaryota; Metazoa; Chordata; Mammalia; Rodentia; Heteromyidae
Gene: Farp1
Product: FERM, ARH/RhoGEF and pleckstrin domain protein 1
Exons: 27
Coding region: 121-3249 (1042 amino acids)
Cellular component (GO): cytoskeleton
Molecular function (GO): guanyl-nucleotide exchange factor activity; cytoskeletal protein binding
Source: RefSeq, a predicted model, not a curated record
GGUAUUAAUAGCGCGGAGCCGCCGCGCCCUCGCCAGCCGGGGGCCCGGGAGCCGCGGAGCCCGGAGCCCGGGACUGGAAGCCGCCGGCGCCGCCGAGAUUUUAUAUAAGCUACUUUCAUCAUGGGAGAAAUAGAGCAGAAGCCUACUCCCGGAUCACGGCUGGGGGCCCCUGAGAAUUCGGGGAUCAGCACCUUGGAACGUGGACAGAAGCCACCCCCAACACCGUCAGGGAAGCUCAUGUCCAUCAAAAUCCAGAUGCUGGAUGACACCCAGGAGGCAUUUGAAGUUCCGCAAAGGGCUCCGGGGAAGGUGCUGCUGGAUGCCGUGUGCAGCCACCUCAACCUUGUGGAAGGCGACUAUUUCGGCCUCGAGUUUCCUGAUCACAAGAAAAUCACGGUGUGGCUGGAUCUCCUGAAACCUAUUGUGAAACAGAUUCGAAGGCCAAAGCAUGUUGUUGUCAAGUUUGUGGUGAAAUUCUUUCCACCUGACCACACACAACUCCAAGAAGAGCUCACAAGGUACCUGUUUGCUCUGCAGGUGAAGCAGGACUUGGCUCAGGGCAGGCUGACGUGUAACGACACCAGUGCUGCUCUCCUGAUCUCACACAUUGUGCAGUCUGAGAUUGGAGACUUUGAUGAAGCUUUGGACAGAGAGCACUUAGCAAAAAAUAAGUACAUACCUCAGCAAGAUGCAUUAGAAGACAAGAUUGUGGAAUUUCACCAUAACCACAUUGGACAGACACCCGCAGAGUCAGAUUUCCAGCUCCUAGAGGUGGCCCGGCGGCUGGAGAUGUAUGGAAUCCGCUUACACCCUGCCCAGGACAGGGAAGGCACCAAGAUCAACCUGGCUGUCGCCAACACAGGGAUUCUAGUAUUUCAGGGUUUCACUAAGAUCAAUGCCUUCAACUGGGCCAAGGUACGGAAGCUGAGCUUCAAGAGGAAGCGCUUUCUCAUCAAGCUCCGCCCUGAUGCAAAUAGCUCAUACCAGGAUACCUUGGAAUUCCUAAUGGCCAGCCGGGAUUUCUGCAAGUCCUUCUGGAAAAUCUGUGUGGAGCAUCAUGCUUUCUUUAGACUUUUUGAAGAACCCAAACCAAAGCCAAAGCCUGUCCUCUUCAGCAGAGGCUCUUCAUUUCGGUUCAGUGGUCGGACUCAGAAGCAAGUCCUCGAUUAUGUUAAAGAAGGAGGGCACAAGAAAGUGCAGUUCGAAAGAAAACACAGCAAGAUUCAUUCCAUCAGGAGCCUGAGUACGCAGCCCACAGCACUGAAUUCAGAAGUGCCAAAACAGUCUCCACAGAACACCAGCCUUGCUUGUGGAGAUGGUGCCGAAUCGCCCAGUGCCCAGAGCUACCAGCGAACAAAGGAACUGAAAGCGUCUGUGGAAGAGCCGGGGCUGCAGCAGAGCCCUGCUGGGAGCAAGCUAGCCGACGGGGCCGCCACAGGGCCGCUGGAGGAAGAAGAAGAGGAGGAGGGCGGCCAGGACGGCCUGCAGCCGAGCAAGCCUGCGCCCCCGCAGCCGAGCACAGGCUCCGUGACAGGUAGCCCCCACCUUUCAGAGCUGUCCGUCAACUCUCAGGGAGGAGCUGUCCCCGCCAACGCCAGCUUGUCUCCAAACCUGAGCCCUGACACCAAGCAGGCCUCUCCCUUGAUCAGCCCGCUGCUGAACGACCAGGCCUGCCCCAGAACCGAUGAUGAAGAAGAGGGCCGGAGAAAGCGAUUUCCAACCGACAAGGCGUACUUCAUUGCUAAAGAAGUUUCCACCACUGAGCGCACGUAUCUGAAGGAUCUGGAAGUCCUCACUUUGUGGUUCCAGAGUGCCGCAAGCAAAGAUGACGCCAUGCCCGACACACUGAAAAGUCUCAUCUUCCCAAACUUCGAGCCUUUGCACAAAUUUCAUACCAAUUUCCUCAAGGAAAUCGAACAGCGACUUGCGCUGUGGGAAGGCCGCUCUAAUGCUCACAUCAGAGGAGAUCACCAAAGAAUCGGGGACAUCAUGCUGAAGAAUAUCCAGGGUAUGAAGCACCUGUCGGCUCACCUGUGGAAGCACAGCGAGGCGUUGGAGGCGCUGGAGACGUCAAUCAAGAGCUCGCGGCGGCUGGAGCACUUCUGCCGAGACUUUGAGAUGCAGAAGGUGUGCUACCUGCCGCUCAACACCUUCCUCCUGCGCCCGCUGCACCGGCUCAUGCACUACAAGCAGGUGCUGGAGCGGCUGUGCAAGCACCACCCGCCCAGCCAUGCCGACUUCAGGGACUGCCGGGCCGCGCUGGCAGAGAUCACGGAGAUGGUAGCCCAGCUGCACAGUACCAUGAUCAAGAUGGAGAAUUUCCAGAAACUGCACGAGCUCAAGAAAGACUUGAUUGGCAUCGACAAUCUUGUGAUUCCAGGAAGGGAGUUCAUCCGCCUGGGCAGCCUCAGCAAGCUCUCGGGGAAGGGACUCCAGCAGCGCAUGUUUUUCUUGUUCAAUGACGUGCUGCUGUACACCAGCCGGGGCCUGACGACCUCCAAUCAGUUUAAAGUCCACGGGCAGCUCCCCCUCUACGGCAUGACGGUGGAGGAGAGCGAGGAUGAGUGGGGCGUGCCCCACUGCCUGACCCUCCGCGGCCAGCGCCAGUCCAUCAUCGUGGCCGCCAGUUCCCGGGCCGAGAUGGAGAAGUGGGUGGAGGACAUCCGGAUGGCCAUCGACCUGGCGGAGAAAAGCAGCGGCCCCUCGGCCGACUUCCUCGCCAGCAGCCCUCCCGACAGCAAGUCCCCGGAGGAAGCCCCCGUGGCCGACCAAGAGUCGGAGGAUGACCUGAGCGCCUCUCGGACCUCGCUGGAGCGCCAGGCCCCGCACCGCGGGAACACCAUGGUGCACGUGUGCUGGCACCGUAACACCAGCGUCUCCAUGGUGGACUUCAGCAUCGCCGUGGAGAACCAGCUGUCCGGGAACCUGUUGAGGAAAUUCAAGAACAGCAAUGGCUGGCAGAAGCUGUGGGUGGUGUUCACAAACUUCUGCCUGUUCUUCUACAAAUCACACCAGGACAAUCACCCCCUGGCCAGCCUGCCUCUGCUGGGGUACUCCCUCACCAUUCCCUCUGAGUCCGAGAACAUCCACAAGGACUACGUAUUCAAGCUGCAUUUCAAGUCCCACGUGUACUACUUCCGGGCUGAAAGUGAAUACACGUUUGACCGGUGGAUGGAAGUGAUCCGAAGCGCUACCAGCUCAGCCUCCAAGGCCCACAUCUUGAGUCACAAAGAGUCUCACGUGUACUGACUGCACGCGGCUGGCCGACGCAGCUGUGGCGGUUGCCCCGGAAGGCAGUGAAGCCUAGCGAAUAUUCCACAGCUGUCUGAACCAAAGGUGGUUCUACAGCAAGUCUGCCCUUUUCCCUCCCUCCCUCCCUCCGCAGAUGUCUUCUCCGCUGUUAAUCUCUCAUUGGAACGGCAGCCUCCCUCCGCCAGGCCGGGGACUUGGUCAGUCGCCGCCACCGGGGGCUCUUUUCAGCUUGUGCCAGUAUUGAAUUGAAUCAUUAAGAGUGCCAAAUGCCAUCUCCCCUCCCCACCCCCACCCCGUGCAGCCUGAACGCAGCGCGUCUGUUCAAGCAAGACACAGCCCGUGCUCUUCUUUUUCUUAGAAAAGGACUUUUUAUUACUUUUCACCUGUAGGCUGCUGUUUUUAAAAACAAAACAAAAAAAAAAAAAAGGAUUUUUUUCCCAGUGUUGGCGAUGCACAUGGCACAGUCUUAAAGCUAAUGAGAUCAUUUUCAGAUUUCGGGUCCCCCCCCCCAAUCUUUCUACUUUUAUAAUACUAGGACGUUUGUACGACUCACUUUGCUUGACAACGGUCUGCGGUGUGCUCCGUUUUGCCCAGGGGGGCUCGGGUCCAAGGGGGGGGGUGGGGGGCAAGCAGACCUUGGUGGAAAUUGACCAAAUUGUUUGUGAUUGCUAUUGACAAACUGUAGCGGGGUUGUUUUUCUGUGAAGAGAAGCAGAAAUCCAGUGCAAUACCUGGACUGUCGCUGUACUGUGCGUGGUAUAUACAGUGAGGACGUGAUAGGCCGUGGUGUUUUGCUGUCUGUGUCACUAGCAUGAGAACCUGUAUGUCACUGACUGGGGCCAUUGGUGGGGUUCCGCCAGGGGGCGGUGUGAGCACUGUGGAUGUGGGAGCCUGCUGGGUAAUGGUACAGUACACGGUCCCGGGCCCUCGGCUGGACCCUCCCCCUCCACCAUGGUUUGAACCUGCACAUUCUCUAGUAGUUAUCUCUUGUGCCUGUCUUCAAAAUAAGUCUUUGUUUUUACACACAUCUUCUCCCCCCACCACCACCCCAGGCAUGGCGGAUGGACAGGGUGACAGGAUGCAUCCUGGACAGACUCCACCAGGAACCUAGUUGCCAACAACCACUUGGGCCUGAGUGGGAAAACAUUCGCCUGUUCCCUGCGGUGACUGGGUUUGCCGCCAUUCCCUUCAUGUUCUUGAGCCUUUCUAACUACCCCCCCUCAACCAGGGAAGCCAUGGGCACCCCCCACCCAUGUCGUGGAGCCGGGGACCGACCGGUGUCCAUGCCUGACAGAUGGAUAAAGAGCUCGAGAUAUGUUAAUCAUUUGCCUUACAAUAUGUACCAGAUGGUUUUAAAUACUAACAAAAGGGAAUAAAAAUACCUCACGCCACAAUCCAGCAUAUUGACAUUUUAAGGCAAAACAA